AUGGAGGCGAUCACUGUCGGCCUACAAGAACUUCAAUCGAGCUCAUUUAGCACCAUUAUUCCCCGAGAGGUCCUACAAAAGUACGACGAGUUAGAGGAUGCCGCCUUCAGACACUUUGGGAAGGAACCGCUCCAGUGGAGUGUCUACUUCCACCUAAAGGACGGCAAAUGCGGAGGAAGGAUCGACUCUUACUACUGGGACCGCGGCAGUUACUAUAAUGCCUCAUGUUUGACGGCAGGGUGUCUUGAGGUGUUCGCGCAUUUUGAGCCCAAACCCAAUGUACCCACCUCCGGUACUCCUACCGUCAAUCCGGCCAUCCACGCCCCCACCACCAGCCUACAAGUCUCCAGCGGUGCAGCUACCUUAUCCUCUAGCGGCGCAGCAGCAGCUCCCACUACUGAAGCCACCCUCAAUCUGGGUGAGCCUCGGGGUGCAACUGACGAGCCAACGCAGUGCGUGACUUCGCGCUCUCAUGUCUCUCAGUCCCAAAAGCGACCGAGCGAACAUGCUUUGCAUUCCGAGAAAGAGUCACACUUAGAGCAGCCCAGUCAACAUACAAGGCACACCUUACCUCUCCUUCCAGACGGAACUGCAUCUGAAGAUCAUGAGAUCAGCCUGCCGGCCUUCACGAGCAAUAAUAGGCCGUACGGACAAAACGCAACCAAUAAUGUCAGCACGAUAUCCAAUCUGUCACGAGCACGAAAGAAGAGAAGGACAACUGCUCUGGCCGCGGAUACGCCUGAUUUGACUGAAGAAAGAUACGUCUGGCCUAUCGACGGGAUGCACAAGACGGGUUGCGUCGAUCGGUUUACACGUGCGGACAAUCUCCGUGCCCACAUCCGGAACAUCCAUCCUGAGAGUCCACAAGCACAAUCACUUAAUGUGGAGAGAGCGAGACCCCCUCUGCUGCGUAGGGCUAGGAUAGCAUCUGACGGACAGACGCCUAUAUGCUACAGCAUAGUCAGCAGCGGCGUAUCAAAGGGAGCAAUCCAGUAUUUCUGUCCCGUUGCAGAAGAAGGGCGCUGCGAGCGUGAGGAUGGCAUCGUGCAUUGGCUGAAUUUCGAGAGGCAUAUGAAGAGCAAACACCCAGGUGUUCCCUACACUAAACCAGGAGCGGAAUCAUCAUCAGAGGCCAACCAAAACCAAACAAGGUCAGAGGGCCCAGGGGGUCCAAAGCAAAAUAUCAACCUGCUUUGCCCUGUUCGCGAGUGUUCAGAGGCUUUCAAAGAUUUCGACUUGUUCCAGGACCACAUCCGUGUAACCCAUCCUACAUCGAAUCACGCACUUGUAUUAGAUGCAGUCGCAAAUAAUACAAGCCCAGUCCUCAACCCAGCGGCCCCUAUAGAUGACUUCCUUGCAGACUACGAGCUUUGCAAAUAUCAGAAUGCUGAAGCUGGCGAAUUCGGUCACCGUGACCCAGACAAAUGGGAAGCGAUCCAACAGGGGACGCGCAACAGACUCGCUCUGGCACGUCUCAUCCACAACAAAUAUGGCAUUCUUGCUUCCGAGCCAUGUGGUGCAUGCCGCAACGGAGGAACCACUUGCCUAGUUCUUCAUCCAGAACUGCGUAACAAACUAAAAUUUGGUUCAACGUGCAGCGAAUGCAGGAAUGGGGGUAAGAUGUGUAGCUUCGCUCAGAAAACUGUCUUCGAGCCCUCUCUUGGAGAUGCUGCGCUACAGCAGCAGACGAGCAGAGUCAAUGGCAAUGAAGACACGGUUCCAGGAGUCAAUAAAAACACUGCGGAUAAGGCACACAAGAAUGGGCAAGCCGACGACGAAGAAGAAGAAGAAGAAGAAGACGAUGACUCGGGUGUCCACGCCCCGGGCCUCAAUUCUCUAUCUUCGUCUUUCUUGGAUGGUGUUACUAGCCUAGAGGAACCAACUUCGAGACGCCGUGUCGGUAGGCCACUGCAUGACGCCUACUCCCCUGGCUUCUUCUCCGGGGAGAUAAACGGUCUUCCCACCGUAUCCGGACUGGUUUUCCCGACCGUGAAUCCGCUGGUUCGACCGGAGCGUGCUGGCCGGCGACGUGCUGACCGCAUUCCUAUGUCUCCAGAAGCAGGAGACCAAUCUGCAACUCAGAUUCGCUCCGCCACACACAGUUUCCUGAACCACUCGCAUCACCCCCGUCACCCCCGUCACCCCCAUCAUCCCCGGGACAAUGAGACCCAGCAAACAGCUCCAGGGCAACAUGGUCUUGCAUCGCGCGGUGCUCAGCAAGAUGGGGUCUCGCAGACGGCCUCGACACAUCUUCCACGGACUCUCAACCGUACCGCCUAG
Westerdykella ornata is the source of this 2280-nucleotide messenger RNA. RefSeq lists its product as uncharacterized. Bases 1 to 2280 code for a protein of 759 amino acids. The transcript has 3 exons. NCBI's taxonomy places the organism in Eukaryota, Fungi, Ascomycota, Dothideomycetes, Pleosporales, Sporormiaceae. The record is from RefSeq and is a predicted model, not a curated record.